Messenger RNA from Schistocerca piceifrons (Central American locust), 528 nucleotides. RefSeq lists its product as uncharacterized. The transcript has a single exon. Bases 1 to 528 code for a protein of 175 amino acids. Lineage: Eukaryota; Metazoa; Arthropoda; Insecta; Orthoptera; Acrididae. The record is from RefSeq and is a predicted model, not a curated record.
AUGGUAUAUGGAAAAACUAUAAGACUUCCUGGUGAAUUUUUUGAAGAGCCCGCUACAAAGAUUGACCUUGAUUCAUUUGCAUCUAAUUUUCAAAAUCAAAUGCUUCAUCUGAAACCUAGUAGGCCUGCACAAAGCAAAGCAAGAUCAGUAUUUGUCCCAAAAGAUCUGCAAACCUGUUCCCAUGUCUUCCUGAGAUGUGACAGGGUUAGAAAACCAUUAGAACCUACAAAUGAUGGUCCCUUUCCUGUCAUUUCAAGACAUGAAGAAUAUUUCACUAUUAAAAGGAAGUGCAAACACAUAAAUGUAUCAGUGGACAGACUUAAACCAGCUUAUCUCCUGCAAGAAAAAUGGGAAUCAGAGAAGGAACUUCCAAACUUUUCCAAGGACAGUGAACCACAACAUCCCACAGAGGAACCAUCUCCAAAUAUCAAAGUGUCGAAGUCAGGACGGAUUAUAAGGUUCCCACCUCGAUUCUUAGAGCAGUUGUCUCUGUGGAGAAUUAAUCAAAUAUCAUACCAGACAUUGUAA